Oncorhynchus nerka (sockeye salmon) is the source of this 3631-nucleotide messenger RNA. RefSeq names its product zinc finger E-box-binding homeobox 2-like. Lineage: Eukaryota; Metazoa; Chordata; Actinopteri; Salmoniformes; Salmonidae. The coding region runs from base 155 to 3451 and encodes 1098 amino acids. The record is from RefSeq and is a predicted model, not a curated record. The transcript has 9 exons.
AUGACAUCACUCACUUCUCUCCUCCCGCUGAUCGACUUGAGGUUUCAUCAGGUUUCUGGUUACCGGCUGCGGACAGGCAAUAUCUCACACCAUUCAUUCUCAGGCACCGAAACACUAGAGAGAAGUUACCCGGGCAGAGUGAGCCUUUAGCGACAUGAUGGCAGAGGAGAGCCGGGGGAAACGACGGAAACAAGCGAACCCGAGAAGGAAUCAAGUGGACAUUGAAUGGGUCAGUUCUCUGGGCUCGGAGGGGGAGGAUGGUGAUGAGGUGGGUCUGUGGAGCCCGGAACCCCAGGACUACCAGGGCAGCCUGGACAAGACCAGUCUGACCCCCAGCGAGGGUGAGGGAGACGGAGAAGGGACCGAGCCAGGAGGUAGCCCCAGCCCCAGGGGCCAGUCAACCCAGCCCCAAAGCCCCAUCCCCAGGGAGGGCCACUGGGCAGAGGGGGAAGAGGAGGUACCUGAGAGUGGGAUAACUAUGGACAGGAAGCAGGAAUCUCUCCUGACCUACACAGGUCAGAGGUCAGACAGCAGGGCCUUGGAGGACUUGGCCCACUAUGACUUCCUGGUUCAGUUGAGAAAGGCAUCCUCCCACCAACCUGCCUCACACCACCACCAGCACCACAACCGCCUGCCCCCCAACGGCAGAAGCCCUGCCCCAGCCAUGUACCACACUGGCAGUCUGCGCCUCCAUGAUGACCUCCCUCCCGUCUGGUCUGUUGGGGCUCGGCGCUCACCUGAGAGACCAGACGGAGUCCCUUUAAAUCUACAGGCUUGCCCGUUCUGCCAGCAUACCUUCCACCGCGGAGAGUCCCUACGCGAGCACAUCAGGUUUUGCCACGAGCGGGACGGGGGACACUAUAGAGCUCAGAUGGAACGACACAUGGAACUGCACAGUCAGCACAUUGACCAUGGUGCGGAGAGCAGGAAGUUCAAGUGUUUUCAGUGUGGGAAAUCCUUCAAGUACAAACACCACCUCAAAGAGCACCUCCGUAUCCACAGUGGUGAGAAACCGUAUGAAUGUUCCAACUGCAAGAAGCGCUUCUCUCACUCUGGCUCCUACAGCUCACACCUCAGCAGUAAGAAGUGCUUGACAGGGGGAGGAGGAGGAGGAGGAGGAGGAGGGGGACGUAGAGGUGGAGGGGAGAGCUAUAACAACAGACAUAGCCAGGGGACCUACCAGUCCUCUCCUGCAUCACCCUCAGCAGGAAGCAGUAGGAACAGCAGUGGAAAGGGCUCUCCCUACCUUCCUCACACCCAGAAGCGUCAGUCACCAAUGGGCUUAGAGAGGGAGCUGUACCCCCCUGGGGACCAGAGCAGGGGGGUCCUCCAGGGCCGGGAGCUAGGCAGGCUGUGGGACCCCCCAGCGGAGUUCUCCCUCCGGGACAACGUGUUCAAGGGCACCAACCUGCUGCCGUACCUCCAUACCAGCGCCGGGGGCAAGUUUGAGCAGAUGCUGCAGGAGAUGUUUGACAGGGAGGAGGGAGAUGUAGGCUCACCCAGGGAGGAGGGAGAUGUAGGCUCACCCAGGGAGGAGGGAGAUGUAGGCUCACCCAGGGAGGAGGGGAGACUGGGGAUUCACAACAGAGGGCGAGACAGGAAGGCAGAUGAUCCAAAAGAGCUGAAACGUAACCGAACCGGCUCGGGUGAAGGGUACAGGGGUGGAGGUGGGGUGACAUGCCACUGGUGCUCCCAGCUCUUCCCCAGCCCUGCCGUGUUACUGCAGCAUGAGCGCUACCUCUGUAAGGUGAACCGGCAGGCCAUGGAGGUGCCUGAAGGUCCUCACAGCAAAGACCACCUCUCUCCCCUCUACUUCUCCUCCAGAACCCCUCUCCAGCCACCCCCACCAGCCAACAACAAUAAAACCUCAGCGAUGGCUAACGGUUUCUCCAAAGAUAAGUCUCCUCUCCAGAGACCCUGCUGGCACUCUGUCCCUCAGGAGCUGCUAGUCGCCAUGCACUCCCCCCUACAGCCCCGCCCAGACUCACUAUCCAUGAGAUCCUAUUGGUCUAGCCAGGAGAGUGUCAGGAGUGGCGGCAGCCCCGGCCAACCAGCACCAACUAGCCCUGCUACAGACAUGUCCUCACUGCAACCAAUAGGACCAUUACCCUCUUCAGAGAUCGACUCGCCCCUCUGCCUGGACCUUUCCUCCACCACUCUCACCCCUCAUUGGAGUCGAAUCAUCCCCCAAGGAAGGACCGCCGGGUCGGGUAGCUCCCAGAUUGACCAACCCCUGGAUCUCUCCCUCCCCAAGCCCCAGGAGGGGAAAGUCCUGGAGGACAGCAUGCCCAGUAAUGGACACCCUCGUCUGGGAGAAAAGAGAGAGAAGACCUACAGAGAGCCAGCAGAGAACCAGCAGCUCCACCGGAGGCUGAGUCUCAGUUCACCUUGGCAACAGCAUCAAGGCGUCUACAGUGGCGUUCCGAUGUUUGAGGGCUCCGUCUACAGUGCAUACCCUCUGUUUAACCCCAUGAUGCCUGCUGGGCUAGCUGGCUCAGGACAUGACGUGGUCCCCUCACUGCCCCUCAGUCACCGAUUUCUCUCCCCUAUGGUCUACAUGAUGGAGUCGGACACAGAUGCCGUGCUGAAGAGGAUCCGUCAGGAGAGACAAGCCAUCAUGGGUGAAGUGAUGGAUUGCGGGGGUCUGGACUACCCCUCUCUGAUGGAGGAGGGAGGAGAGGGAGAAGGGGGACCAGGGAGGAAGAGACUGAAGAAGACAGACGACGGCCUGUACGCCUGCGACAUCUGUGACAAGACCUUCCAGAAAAGCAGCUCUCUGCUCCGACACAAGUAUGAGCACACAGGUAAACGUCCCCACGAGUGUCAGAUCUGCAGGAAGGCCUUCAAACAUAAGCACCAUCUGAUGGAGCACAGUCGCCUGCACUCUGGAGAGAAGCCCUAUGAGUGUGAUAAGUGUGGCAAGAGGUUCUCCCACUCUGGCUCAUACUCCCAACACAUGAACCAUCGAUACGCCUACUGUAGCAGGGACCAGGAACAGGAAGGGGUCGAGGAGCCUCCUCUUACCCCAGGAGGGUCCACCGAUCUGGGCCAUGUUUCCGGGGGCACCCCCUUCUCCAUGGAGUACACCCCAAUGUUUCUCAGUGAUGCCAGUCUGGAUGGGGGGAUAGGAGGGAGAGCACAUGAAGAGGAGGAGGAGGAGGAAGAGGAGGACGAGACAGACAAAACUAAAGGUGGCCAUAUGAAGGAAGCUUGUACUUUAUCAGGGUCAGGGUCUGGUGAAGGGUUAGGGUUGGAGCUGUGCUCUAGCCCUGUGGGGAAUGAGAGAGACAGACAGCAUGUCCACAGAGACAAUGGAGAAGGAGAUAAUUCUGAUCUACAGACUUACAGACUUGAAAACAACAAUCACUGGGACAGAGAUGCGUUGGAACAAAAUGGAGACCAGAACACAGACACCUACGAGUUGAGCCCAGAAGCUCCACUGUCACAAUGACAACAGCGGACAGUAUGCCAAAGUAUUCCAAAACCAAUGCAUCUAGCUACAAACAUUUAACAUUUUUUGUCAUUUACUAGACACUCUUAUCCAGAGCAACUUACAGUUAGUGUAUUAAUCUUCAGAUCACAUCGAGUACAUUUUCUCACUGCUAAUGGGGAAAAGAGAAGUGCCUUUUUU